AUGACAACUGCAAGUAAGAAUGCAAAUAAGGUUUCAAUGGCGGAUAAAUAUAAGGAGUCAAAUACACAUUUUAUCCUAACAUAAUUUUAAACUAUUUUAGUUGCUGUGUUUGUGACUGGGAUGAUGCAACUCUCCAAUCAUUUAUCAAUAUAUCUUAUUUACUAUUGCCCUAUCUACUUUCUUUUGAUGGCUUUAUAUUAUUUUAUUUGGUGGAGAAAUAACUAAAUUUAUUCUCCCUGCUUUAACCUUUAUAAUUUUUUCUUAUUUGUAAUUUGUUUAUCUGUAUUUUAUGGAGUCUUCUUUGGUGUAUUUCAUAACACUGCUAAGAUAGAGUUUUAAAAAGCACAAAAUUGCUAAAUAAUUGGUUAAUACAAAGCAAAAACUGGGUAUGAAAAUUACUCGCUACUUUAUGUUAACUUUGAAUAUGAAGGUUAAUAAUAUUUGGGACAAGCUUGUGCUUCAGAUUAAAACUAAGGGAAGAUAGCACAAUCCAUUUAACCUUAUGUAUUUUUCUAGAAAUAAAGAAGUUGCAUGAAUAAUUCAACAAUCUAUGGAGAUGAAGUUGCUCAAACUGCCGUAAAUUACUUUGUACCUAGUUUACUUCAGUUAAAAUUGCUAGCUGGAUAUGCAUUCCAUAGUAUUAUGAUUUAGAUAAAUAUUCUUAGCCUCAAACUUGCUAUAUUAAUUUUUAUGGAGGAAGUGAUUCCUAAAUAAAUAGCCUUAACAGAUUGA
Messenger RNA from Tetrahymena thermophila SB210, 732 nucleotides. RefSeq names its product transmembrane protein, putative. The transcript is spliced from 3 exons. The record is from RefSeq and is a predicted model, not a curated record. NCBI's taxonomy places the organism in Eukaryota, Ciliophora, Oligohymenophorea, Hymenostomatida, Tetrahymenidae.